Messenger RNA from Calliphora vicina (urban bluebottle blowfly), 1446 nucleotides. It is a transcript of the gene Cipc, whose product is annotated as Clock interacting protein circadian. NCBI's taxonomy places the organism in Eukaryota, Metazoa, Arthropoda, Insecta, Diptera, Calliphoridae. Bases 260 to 1426 code for a protein of 388 amino acids. The transcript is spliced from 3 exons. The record is from RefSeq and is a predicted model, not a curated record.
GUAGAAGAAAUAUAAAGAAAAUAAUAUUGAAUUUAAUGAAAUAUAUUAUAAUACUCGUAUUAAUAACAAAAUUAAUUAAAUAUUAGUGUUUAAAAAUAAUUAGAAACCUUGUGAAAUUUGUAUCAUCAAGUUAGCAUUGUCCUGUAGCAUUUCUCUUCCUGUGACAAACAGACAGCAAUUGUAAACAUUUUUAUUCUUGUCUGCUUUUCAAAUUCAUUUGAAAAUCCCAGCAAUAAAACCUAUCUCUAAACCCAUCGCCAUGGCACCAACAAUAUGUUCAGGAAAGAAGCGUCAAACACGUACCAUUGCCACCACAAAUAUACGGCGACAUGGACAAGGAUCUCAUCAGUUAAAUCAAGCUCUAUCGAAUAUUGUGAAUUAUGUUGCUAAAGGAUCUAUGAACAACCGAGUUACAGCUUCCCUAAGAAUACAACCUCACAAUCAAACAGAGAGAAACAGCAACAACAAUACCAGUUUAAACUACAGCCACUCAAUGCAAACAAGUGCCACAUCAGCAGUCUCAAAUCAUCGUCAUCAACUGUUUUCCUAUAUAUCCGACAAUGCCGUAACGUCUUCAACACAUUCGGAUACAGAAAAUUCCUAUGAUUUGAGAUUGGCCAAUGAUUCGUUUACAAACAGUUCAACAGCAACAUAUGGCAGCAAUACAACAAACCCAUCAACCUCCACAUCACAGUCAUCGUCAUCAUUAUCGGAAUCAACAACAUCAUCAUCACCAUCACAUAGAGAAACAACGUCAGCAUCCACAUCACAACCAUGCGGAGAAGAAAGAAGAUUUCAAAGGUAUGCAUCUGUAGUGCUGGCCAACAAUAACAUGGCUGGCCAAGGGGAGUGCCUGAGUAAUGGCAAUGACGUAACGGAUUUAUACGAAGAUGAAAACGACAAAGUUUCAGCUUCGCAUAAGGACACAAAUCAAAUACAUUCCAGUAACAUGAGAAACCAUUACUAUGCUUGCAAUGAGUUUGAUUCGGAGGAAGAGUACGACGAGUUGGAGGAUGCAAGAGAGCUAAACAGUGACAUGAGUGGUGGUGAUGACAGUGAUACUGGUAUGGAUACAGAUGAAGCAGAUUCCAUGACUAGUUUGGAUACGGAGAAAAGUGCAAAACUUAAAAGAGGCAAUCAUCCCCUACUGAGAGAUAAACUCUUGGCCAAACAACAAACUGACAAUAGCAACAACCACAACAACAACAACACAAAAUCUCUUACCAACAUACGCAACACAGAUGGUUUACUAUCUAUAGCCAUAAAAACCAUAAAAUUGGUUAAACGCAAUCAAUUACUGCAACAAAGACUUACGCAAUUGCAACUGGAAACCUCAGAAUUCAUACAGUCGGUUUUGGCCAACCCGGAAAACCGUCAUUUCCGUGAGAAUAUCAAACAGAAAGUGCAGGAGGUGGAAAAUGUUUAAGAAAACACUUUUGGAAUACA